UCAAGUCGUCCUCGACCGUCGUGGUUCCCAGGCCCUCGCGAAGUCCGCCAACACCUCGUCCCCACCAUCGCUCACAUCAACCUCCGUCCCGUGGCCAACAGUCUUUCGUUCACAGCAACACAACAAACCCUCCUCUCUAUAAGCAUCAAUAUCUUUCAAAAUGGCCACUACUGAUUCCAAGCCGGCGUUGGCUGCACUCAAGACACCUCUGUCUGCCACCUAUCCAUCGGAACUUAGGUCACCAAUGAUCCAUUCGGCGGCCACACCCACCUUCAUCAAACGCGAGGACUCUCUGAAAACGCCAAUCACCCCUCCUACUGCCUACCUCGACUUUCUCAAGACCCUCUCCCCCGCCCUCAUGAGCCCUAUGCCUACUGGCACCAGUACCAAGUUCACCUUUGAGGUUCCGCGUCCAACAUCCAUGACCUCAGUAACUUCAUCUGGCUCAAGCGCUUCUCUUACUUCCACUUCUGCUCCUGUGGAGAAGGCGACUCCCUCCUCGCCCUCAUCUUCGCGGGCAAGCAGCUGCUGUAACUGUGAUCAGACCAAGCCCGAGCCUCCAAAGUCAGCACCUCUCAAGUCGGCGCCUCCCAAAGUUGAUACUGUCACUAUUCCUCCUCCAUCGCCUUUCCCCCGGCCACAGUCGGCGCGAGCACCACGCCUCUAUAUUCCCCAAUCUCCAUAUUCACCAGCAACAGUACGAUCUCCGAGUAGCGCACACUCCGUUGGCUCACCUUAUUCCGCACUAUCCCCGAAAACUUGGGACCUUGAGAAGAAGGGUGGGCGGUCACGGCGAGUCAGCGUACGUGAAGUCGUAACACGUACAGUAACUUACAGCAGCACUCCGGUCGAUGCGAAGGCGCCAAACUUCCCACAAAUCGAUCCAGCGCCCCGAGGCAAGAGGAGAAAGAUUGAGUGAAGCACUGCUGCGAUUGCAUGACUUCAGUCUCGUACUUCAUGGAGCGAAAGCGGGUUGGACAAACACGAAAUAACGGUCCGCUCAGAAACGCUCAGAAACGACCUCACCCUAUUCAAACAGCUAAUUCGACCUCCAUCGGUCGUUGUACAUACUGCGCCUCUGAUUCCUUCUUCCAUUCCUUUCUCUAUCUCGACAACCCGUUUCAAACCAUUGUUUCCCGGGGAACUGCCUCCGCCCGACAUAUCAGUAAUAUACGGGUCCCGGCGACUCGAUCGCAGCAGUAUUCAGUUCAAUACUCUCGUUACCAAUGGCGGCGAAUAUCCUCCGCUGCACUUUCGACACAUCACAUUCU
Messenger RNA from Aaosphaeria arxii CBS 175.79, 1271 nucleotides. RefSeq lists its product as uncharacterized. Lineage: Eukaryota; Fungi; Ascomycota; Dothideomycetes; Pleosporales. The transcript has a single exon. The record is from RefSeq and is a predicted model, not a curated record. The coding region runs from base 161 to 919 and encodes 252 amino acids.